Molecule: messenger RNA, 624 nt
Organism: Trichoderma reesei QM6a
Lineage: Eukaryota; Fungi; Ascomycota; Sordariomycetes; Hypocreales; Hypocreaceae
Exons: 2
Coding region: 1-624 (207 amino acids)
Source: RefSeq, a predicted model, not a curated record
AUGUACCUGCUGGUAGCCCCAGGUAGCAUCGCCCAACCGUCCGUCACCCUGCUCGCCGAACCUCUGGUGCUAGAUCCUUCCAGUCUGGGUGCUAACGGGGCCCUGCUGGUCCGCCGGAGGGGGGCCGCUAGGGGUCUGGCGCAGCCCGCCAGGAGAGCAGGUACCAGGCGCCAGACCACUGCGGCUACCUGGGGCUACUUCCAGUUGCAAAAGGGCCCCUCCAGCGGCCAUGUCCCGCGACUGGGGGGGUGCAAGGGGGUGCCACGCGCUGUGCGACUCGGCCCUCAGGUAAUAACAACAAAGAUCGGCAGCAAAACGCCGUCGUGCUUCAUCCAAAACUCCAAACUUCAAAACUCCAGAGCUGGAGCCGCCUGUCUUGAACUUUACCUAAACUCUGCCAGGGAUCAACGUCAAGAACGAAAUAAUAUCUGCCGCCGAACAAGGAACAAGGGAAGCAGGACCGAGGCUCCCGCGGCUCCCUCUUGCCACGGGCAUCGAGCCAAAAGCGACGUCAAGUCACGGCCAGCCGAGUCAAGCAGCGAUGAGAUGAGCGCGGCAGGCCGUGGCAGAGCCUGGCAAGGAGAGGCCAACGGUUGGUGGAGAGAGGGGGCAGGCGAGGGAUGA